AUGCCUGAGAUAGAAGGGGUCUCACAGAGUCUGGACUAUGACAACAGUGAGAAUCAGCUGUUUCUGGAGGAGGAGAGACGGAUGAGCUUCUUAGGGUUCAAGUGUUUGGAGAUCAGUCGGUGGGUGAUCUGUGGUCUGAUUGGCUUCCUGACUGGACUCAUAGCCUGCUGCAUAGAUAUCGCCGUGGAGAACCUGGCUGGGGUCAAGUACUACGUUGUCAAACAGAACAUCGAGAAGUUUACGGAGGUGGGAGGUCUCUCCAUCUCUCUCAUCCUCUGGGCUGUGCUGAACUCGGCCUUCGUCAUGGUGGGCGCUGUUAUUGUGGCGUUCUUCGAGCCAGGAGCAGCAGGAAGUGGGAUACCCCAGAUUAAGUGUUAUCUGAACGGAGUGAAGAUCCCCCGGGUGGUGAGACUGAAGACCCUGGUGGUGAAGGUGUGUGGUGUGAUCUGCUCUGUCGCCGGGGGACUCGCUGUCGGAAAGGAAGGUCCCAUGAUCCACUCUGGUGCCGUGGUGGCAGCAGGAGUCUCCCAGGGACGCAGUACCUCCCUGAAGAAGGACUUCAAGAUCUUUGAGUAUUUCCGUAGAGACACAGAGAAGAGGGACUUUGUAUCAGCUGGAGCGGCUGCAGGAGUGUCUGCUGCUUUUGGAGCACCAGUUGGUACACACAGCACAACAUGUCCCUCAGCACAACAUGUCCCUCAGCACAACAUGUCCCUCAGCACAACAUGUCCCACUCUGCACAACAUGUCCCUCAGCACAACAUGUCCCUCAGCACAACAUGUCCCUCAGCACAACAUGUCCCUCAGCACAACAUGUCCCACUCAGCACAACAUGUCCCACUCAGCACAACAUGUCCCACUCAGCACAACAUGUCCCACUCUGCACAACAUGUCCCUCAGCACAACAUGUCCCUCAGCACAACAUGUCCCACUCAGCACAACAUGUCCCACUCAGCACAACAUGUCCCACUCAGCACAACAUGUCCCUCAGCACAACAUGUCCCACUCAGCACAACAUGUCCCACUCUGCACAACAUGUCCCUCAGCACAACAUGUCCCACUCUGCACCACUGCUAAGCAUACAACUGUCAUGACCUUCUAAAUGUUCCUCCCAAUAAAGUUUUCACCUGACUCGCUCUCGCUCUCUCGCGUUCUCGCUCUCUCUCUGUCUCUCUCUGACUCUCUGUCUCUGUCUCUCUCUGACUCUCUGUCUCUGUCUCUCUCUGUCUCUCUCUCUGUCUCUCUCUGUCUCUCUCUGUCUCUCUCUCUCUGUCUCUCUCUGACUCUCUGUCUCUGUCUCUCUCUGUCUCUCUCUGUCUCUCUCUGUCUCUCUCUGUCUCUCUCUGUCUCUCUCUCUCUCUCUGUCUCUCUCUGUCUCUCUCUG
Messenger RNA from Oncorhynchus masou masou (cherry salmon), 1383 nucleotides. Its product is annotated as H(+)/Cl(-) exchange transporter 7-like. Lineage: Eukaryota; Metazoa; Chordata; Actinopteri; Salmoniformes; Salmonidae. The record is from RefSeq and is a predicted model, not a curated record. Gene Ontology annotation, molecular function: voltage-gated chloride channel activity. The coding region runs from base 1 to 1101 and encodes 366 amino acids. Gene Ontology annotation, cellular component: lysosomal membrane; intracellular membrane-bounded organelle. Gene Ontology annotation, biological process: transmembrane transport; chloride transport. The transcript is spliced from 8 exons.